AUGGUCAUCGCAGCCGCAGAGCAGCGACAGCCGGCGAAACAGUGCGCGAUGGCGAGACGGCGGCGGCAGCGCGUCGAGAGUGUGUCCGGUGCCGGACGCCGAGCCGCACAGCGACGCGCCGAGGCGAGCUGGCUGCCAGCAGAGAGCGUGCGUCGAGCCGAGCGCCCAGACGCCGCCGCUGACCAGCAGUGCCAGGCGCGAGGACGCGGUGUACUGGUGCUGAACAUCACGAAGAACAACAGAGAUUCGCCGGCGCUGGCCAACAACCUGCUACUAGCCAACGGUCUUUCGUGUCCACCCAGUAUGAUUGGAGAACCACCACCACCACCAGCACAAUCAGCACCUGGUCCUGAUUGGAUCGUGUGUGUGAAGAACUGA
Molecule: messenger RNA, 378 nt
Organism: Cylicocyclus nassatus
Lineage: Eukaryota; Metazoa; Nematoda; Chromadorea; Rhabditida; Strongylidae
Source: the annotation of a GenBank genome assembly